This is a messenger RNA of Bombus pascuorum, 294 nucleotides long. RefSeq names its product molybdopterin synthase sulfur carrier subunit (gene Mocs2A). Gene Ontology annotation, biological process: Mo-molybdopterin cofactor biosynthetic process. The transcript has a single exon. NCBI's taxonomy places the organism in Eukaryota, Metazoa, Arthropoda, Insecta, Hymenoptera, Apidae. Bases 1 to 294 code for a protein of 97 amino acids. Gene Ontology annotation, cellular component: cytosol. The record is from RefSeq and is a predicted model, not a curated record.
AUGUACUUCGUAAUGGAUGACAGUGUUGCUGAAAUACAGGUGAAGGUUUAUUUUUUUGCCAAAGCAAGAGAGUUAACGGGGAAAAAGGAAUGUUACAUUACCGUACCUAAAAAAUUAGCAUACAUUGACUUAUUAAAUAAAAUAAUAAGCCAAUUUAAAUUAGAAAGCAUUCGUGAUACAUCAAUCUUAGCAGUGAACGAAGAAUUUGUUGCUUCAGAUACAACACUAGUACUUUCAGAAAAAGACGAAGUUGCUGUUAUUCCACCACUUAGUGGAGGUUUGUUUUGUUUCUAA